AUGUCUUCGAUAGAUAGUAAUUUGCCAAUGGAAUUCGAUAUUGAUGCUGAAGAUCAAACUUAUAGCAUUGAUAAAGGCAAAGGAAAAGAAAUUGAAACACCAGAACCCGUAAAAGAAGAACCUCCUUUACCAGAAUCAGUCGAAGAAGACAACACAGAUUCUAGUGAAGAGGAGGAGUCAACGGAUCUACCACUUUCUAAAAGAGGGGAAGAAUUUAUAAGAAAGGAUCCCGCUCAAAAAUUUGUCGCCGACAUUGCAACAGAUGCCUUUCAAUAUUGUAAAAUUCGUCAACAAAGUAAAAAAAAUGUUGGAAAGCAACGUAACAAGACCGUCCUCAACCUGGAGGAUCUUGCUGCUGCGCUUUCUGAAUAUGGUAUAAAUGUUAAGAAGCCGGAUUAUUACCGUGCUUGA
Molecule: messenger RNA, 411 nt
Organism: Funneliformis caledonium
Lineage: Eukaryota; Fungi; Glomeromycota; Glomeromycetes; Glomerales; Glomeraceae
Source: the annotation of a GenBank genome assembly